GUGUGUGUGUGUGUGUUUUACGAUAUAAUAAUCGUUAAAAUAAAUCUGUAACGAAUUUCAGAAAGAUGCCGAAUCCAGGAUUUAUCGUCGCAGAAUUCUCCGACGGUAUCCAAGUAAUACUGAAAACUUGGUUACAAAAUAAAGUUCUGUGUAAAUAUCCUUCACAUUAUAAGACAGACUCGAGAAUUCGGAAGGCAAUUGAAAAAGAAGAAACGCCAACUUCUGUCUGGUCUUCCUUUAAAGUUAAGAGGAUUUUUGGCGAGUAUCCGUCUUUACGAAAGGCCGAUGAGAAAGCCAAACUGGCAAUCUACACGUCAGACAUGGAUACCGACAAAGAAGCGAGAUGUUACAGAAAAAUUAGAGCGAAAAAAUUUGUAUCCUCGUCUGAAAGCGAAGAAGAAACAUGCACAGACGUAAUUUUACCAUUUUCUCCAUGUCCUCCAAAACGUAAGUACACAAACAAAUAUAUUAAGUUUAUGAUAUACGAAAUACGAAAUUCUAAUAUUUUCUAUUUUUUAAUAGAUUUUAAUAGAUUUAAUAAUUUUUAAUUUCAUGCAUUGAAAGGUCCCCGACUGUAUGGUACAAAUGAAAGUUCAUACAUUACAUGUUCUGGGGAUUCUGCGAUAAGAAACGGCGAAUCACAAGAGAUGCGAAAUUCAAGUUCCCGAUCAUUUUUGCAAGAUCUGGACAAUCAUAAUAUUUCAUACGCAAGAAAUGAAGAAGCGCACAACAGUGCUGUAUACCCAAAAG
This is a messenger RNA of Vollenhovia emeryi, 750 nucleotides long. RefSeq lists its product as uncharacterized. The transcript has 3 exons. Bases 66 to 548 code for a protein of 160 amino acids. Lineage: Eukaryota; Metazoa; Arthropoda; Insecta; Hymenoptera; Formicidae. The record is from RefSeq and is a predicted model, not a curated record.